Molecule: messenger RNA, 567 nt
Organism: Auanema sp. JU1783
Lineage: Eukaryota; Metazoa; Nematoda; Chromadorea; Rhabditida; Rhabditidae
Source: the annotation of a GenBank genome assembly
AUGGAGAAUCCAGAUAAAAAAGUGAUUCCGGGGGAAAGUAUUUUUGUUUCGAAAGAAAAUUUGCGCCCUGGGCAAGGAACGUAUGAGUUACACGGGAGAAUAUAUGCAUCUCUUUCUGGAUAUGUGUUUGUUAAAACAGAAGUUGAAGGUGAUAAGACAAUUGAAGUAGUAGAAGUUCGAAGGAAUAGAGAACAGAAAGACCAUGUUAUACCUUACAUUGAUGGGAUCGUUACUGCACACACUCCAUUGACUACAGAAUACACAGCUCUUUUACGAAAAGAGGAUAUCAGACAGCAUGAUAGAGAUCAGACAGAAAUAGCUAAAUGUUUCCAACCAGGUGACAUUAUAUUGGCUAGAGUUUUAGGUUUUGGAGAUAGUAUUUCUUCAUUUAUUUUAACAACAGCUGAAGAUCAACUUGGAGUGGUAAAGUCGCUGUCAAUAGUUCAUAAAGUAGAAAACUUCAGCUGGGAAGAAGUUAAAGGUGUUAGGUCUGGUAUUACAGAGCCUAGAAAAAUAGCCCAAAUCACAUUUGUAAAUGGCUUUUUUGAGAAAACGGGUGUUUGUUGA